AUGCCUUGCCGCAGCUCCCUCCGUUUGGAGGCCAAAGCGCCUAAAGAUAGCUCAAACUGUUUACGCACCUUGUCGCAGACCAAACAGGAGAACAGAGUCACCAAACCCAAAUCAGCCAAAACACUGAGUAAGAAGCAGGUGAAGGCGACACAAAAGGUAGCCACGUGUCUGGCCGACCUUUUGAAGCACGACCUUUUAGAGCACGACCUCGACCACGAACACGAACACGAAGAGUUGGCAAAGGCCCUGGCAGAAGCGCAGGCUAUCUUCCCCGCGUUACCCAGUGACUUAGAGCCUCCUCGCCCUCUUAGCGAACUCACACCGAGCGAGCAUCUUGACUACGUGAAGACACUCACGCAACGUCGCGAUGAAAUGGCCGCCAGCAUCCGCCAGAGGGAUGCAUUGAAUGGCCUGAUCGAAAGGUAUAACUCGAAGCGCCGCCUCGACAGUUUACAGUUGGCUACUUCUGAAUGA
Molecule: messenger RNA, 474 nt
Organism: Fusarium pseudograminearum CS3096
Lineage: Eukaryota; Fungi; Ascomycota; Sordariomycetes; Hypocreales; Nectriaceae
Exons: 1
Coding region: 1-474 (157 amino acids)
Source: RefSeq, a predicted model, not a curated record